AUGGCUUCCCAUGCCAUCCCAAGACUUCCAGCUUCAAACAGCAUUCCCAAACUGAUUCCAGGAUCUCGCCGAAAAUCAGCCAACCCUUCACAUCCCUCCGAGUCAGCCCCCGAAACUCCUGCUCUCCCAUCUCCUCCUGCACCAGGUUCUAUACACUUCACCCCGCCGGUCAAAAGAAUCUUGUCAGCAGAAGAUCAUGAUAAGUUUCUUGCUUCUUCGACUUACAUCCUGCUGCAAGCAUGGAUCUUCAACCUAGCUAACUCGGUUCGAGGUCAAACCACCGCCUCGAUCGAUUCCCAUCAUUUAUCAGACACCAUCCGCCGACUCGACUCUGUCCUCGACCAGCUUGAAUCCCUCGUUCGACAACAUCCUGCUUUAGACACUGGCUCCAGGUUUGGAAAUCCAGCCUUUCGGAGCUUUCAUAAGGCAAUAAUUCGAGAUGUCGAGCGCAUGCAUAAAGAGACGCUGGGCCUAGGCGACGAGGAAGCAGUGCAAGAAGCUUCGGUGUAUCUGAUCAAUUCAUUUGGUUCUGAAGAACGCCUGGACUAUGGAUCUGGUCAUGAAUUGAAUUUCAUGGUGUGGCUGCUGUGUUUGUACCAGCUUGGGCAGAUCCAGACCGAGGACUUUCCAGCCAUUGUCCUGCACACCUUCUUACGUUACCUUGACCUGAUGAGAAAGAUACAGGUUACAUACUAUCUGGAACCCGCCGGUAGUCAUGGUGUUUGGGGUCUCGACGACUAUCAGUUCCUCCCGUUCUUGUUUGGCGCCAGUCAAUUGGUUGGGCAUUCCUACAUCACUCCUAAAUCUAUCCACAACAAUGUGAUAUUAGACGAGGAGGGCGACAAAUACAUCUAUCUCAAUCAAGUCAGAUGGGUGGAUAAUGUCAAGACCGUCAAAGGCCUUCGGUGGCAUAGUCCGAUGCUAGACGAUAUCUCUGGAGCAAGGAAUUGGCAAAAGGUGGAAGAUGGUAUGAGAAAGAUGUUUGUCAAGGAAGUCCUGGGCAAACUUCCUAUCAUGCAGCAUUUCCUCUUCGGAGGCCUUGUCCCUGGUACUGAGGAUAUGGGCCAACUGGAUCCGGAGACGGUUCGUCUCCAGGCCGAGAGAAUGCAGCAUGUCAAGGAACGCGGACACGAGCCAGACUAUUGGGGCGACUGCUGUGGUAUCAAAGUGCCCAGCACCAUAGCGGCUGGAGAAGAAAUGCGGAAGAGAAUGGGCACAUCAGGCGCACUUCGGCCAAUACCCUUUGACUAA
Exophiala aquamarina CBS 119918 is the source of this 1251-nucleotide messenger RNA. RefSeq names its product peptidylprolyl isomerase. Gene Ontology annotation, molecular function: peptidyl-prolyl cis-trans isomerase activity; protein tyrosine phosphatase activator activity. Gene Ontology annotation, biological process: mitotic spindle organization. Bases 1 to 1251 code for a protein of 416 amino acids. NCBI's taxonomy places the organism in Eukaryota, Fungi, Ascomycota, Eurotiomycetes, Chaetothyriales, Herpotrichiellaceae. Gene Ontology annotation, cellular component: protein phosphatase type 2A complex; cytoplasm; nucleus. The transcript has a single exon. The record is from RefSeq and is a predicted model, not a curated record.